AUGGGUAACCCCAAUAAUCGCGGUCAACCUAAAUCGACUCCUAUGGCUGUAAAGCUCGAACAGGAGAAGAAGGCACAGGAGGAACAACUCGCUGCGAAGAAGGCGGAAGAAUACGAGCAAUGGGCCGAAGAGAAGAGACAGGCAUGGGAGGAGGAGAAGCUUAAGAGACAGCAGGCUCAGGCAGAGAAGUUGAUGGACAACAAGUUGAAGGAAGAGAAUGCAAAGAAGAUUGCCGACACAAUCGACUUCGACUGCAUCCAGAAACACUACGCUAUCACACUCAAGCAGGAGGGCGAGAUGAAGCAACUUGUGAUCACACUCAACUUCUGUGCUGAUCCACCUACAGACAUGCAUGCAGUACUUGCUAUUCUUCCUGAAUACGCUACGUCUAUCACCAAUGUUCAAGUCAAGAUUCUUGCUCCUUCCCAGCAUGGUUCACGUGCCAUCUACAAGCACCGUGUUGAGAGAAUGAAACAAUUGGUGGAUCGACUUAACAAAUUCCCCCUCACCAAGCUUAACUUUAAAGUUGAUACUGAUGCUCACGACAGCUUCCAGCAAUUGAAGCUCGCUGCGGCGGUUAACGGUCUCGUAUUCCAAGACUGGACUUUGGCAUACGAGGUUUGGGAUGAGGGUAACUACAAGAUUGAGACAUAUAGUCCCUAUGGAAAGAGACUUCGAGGUGUAUACAGAGCUGAGUUUGGUACUCAUAUGGCGAACCUGGUGGUAUUUGCGUGUUCGCAACGUAAUAAGCUUGUCAAAAUAUAUUUUUCAAUGAAUUUUCAACUCUCCUCUCUGACCUCCUCUGCCGAGCUUUUCAUGAAGCUAUGCUCUCGCUCAAAAAAAUACUCUCCAGAACCUAAUCCUUUAGAGUUAUCCUUCAUCUCCUUCAGUCGGGAAAAGGAAAGAGGAGGAGAGCGACAAUUGGCUGAGCAGGAGAAGAUCGCAGCAAAUCAAGCCAUCACAAAGCGAGCUUUAGAGUUCGAUUUCUCUGUUCUUCCCCAACAUCCAAACUUGAUCAUCAAGAAGACAAAGGAUAAUGUCGAAAUGGUUAUCGACUUUAACUUCUUCCAAUCAACUUCGGCCCCCAGCAUGGCAUCCCUUCUAGCUACUAUUCCUAAAUACGCCGAGAUCAUUACCAACUUGAAAGUUACGAUCCUCAUCAAAUGCCCUAGGCACCACCAGAAUCUAGCUCUCUAUAACGCUAGAGCUAGAAGCAUCACCGAAUUGGUCGGCAUUAUGAAAAACUUUCGCGUGAUCCAGUUGGAAGUCAUUGCGUUUAUCAACAGCCACAAUCAUUUUGGGCAGCUCAAGCUUGCUGCAGGUGCCUAUGGCUUGAAGUUUCCCAAGUGGACAUUGGCGUAUAAGGUUCCAGGUAUCGACACAAAAUGGCAGAUUCAAAUUGGUAGCCCCUAUGAGCGUAGACUCUAUGGGGUCUACAAGACUGAGUUCUUAAGCCAGCAAUAA
Sclerotinia borealis F-4128 is the source of this 1464-nucleotide messenger RNA. Lineage: Eukaryota; Fungi; Ascomycota; Leotiomycetes; Helotiales; Sclerotiniaceae. The record is from the annotation of a GenBank genome assembly.